Messenger RNA from Mobula hypostoma (lesser devil ray), 3054 nucleotides. RefSeq lists its product as uncharacterized. The record is from RefSeq and is a predicted model, not a curated record. Gene Ontology annotation, biological process: regulation of bone resorption; regulation of actin cytoskeleton organization; regulation of osteoclast development. NCBI's taxonomy places the organism in Eukaryota, Metazoa, Chordata, Chondrichthyes, Myliobatiformes, Myliobatidae. The coding region runs from base 55 to 1584 and encodes 509 amino acids. The transcript is spliced from 9 exons. Gene Ontology annotation, cellular component: plasma membrane.
GUCACCGACCGACGCGAUCAGGUCCAGAGAGGGAGUGUCGGUGGGGGAGACGCCAUGGACGUUUCGCUCUGUCUGGUGUUGCUACAGUUGACAGUGGCAUGGAGCAGCGGAAAUGGCUUCCGGGUGGAGCAGCCGAAAUACAUCGAGGCCGUAGAGAACGAGCCCGUCACUCUCACCUGCACCUUUACCCGCCCGGAAAUCUCCUCACUCCGAGACAUUGACGUUAGAUGGAGAGUUCGCAAUUACUACACGGCAGGUAUAUUCAGAUAUCUGAAUAACCACACACACAAAGAUUUCAGAGGCCGGAUCAAGUUCCUGGGUUCACCAUUUAGAGACAACACAGGCUCCAUCCGCUUACUCCGGGUCAGAGAACUGGACAGCAACAUAUACUUCUGCAGUGUGGUGAUCUUGGGGGAAGUGUACACAGGUCCUGGGACCGUCCUGUCAGUUCAAGCACGGACCGGUAGCCGUGAGUUCCGGGUGAGGCAGCUGGGGUACCAGGAGGCUGCAGAGAAUGGGUCCGCCAUUCUCCCCUGUUCCUUCACUUACCCGGACAUUUAUACACCCAGAGACAUUCAUAUCACUUGGAGAGUUGGUGGCUUUCAUGGUGCAGAGAUAUUCGAUUCUUCACGAAACAACGCACUCGGGGAAUACCGAGGCCGGAUCGAGUUCCUGGGCUCCCCAUUGCGAGACAAGACGGGCUCCAUCCGCUUACAUCGGCUGAAAGGAAAUGACUCCAAUUUCUAUGUCUGCCGUGUGACAAUUUUGGAAGAUCAUCGGAAGCCGACUAGAUGGCAAAGCAUGUCAGGGACGUUUCUGUCAGUGAGAGCACGGACCGGUAGCCGUGAGUUCCGGGUGAAGCAGCCGGGGUACCAGGAGGCUGCAGAGAAUGGGUCCGCCAUUCUCCCCUGUUCCUUCACUUACCCGGACACUUAUACACCCAGAGACAUUCAUAUCACUUGGAGAGUGAGUGGGUUUCAUGGUGCAGAGAUAUUCGAUUCUUCACGAAACAACGCAUUCGGGGAAUACCGAGGCCGGAUCGAGUUCCUGGGCUCCCCAUUGCGAGACAAGACGGGCUCCAUCCGCUUACAUCGGCUGAAAGGAAAUGACUCCAAUUUCUAUGUCUGCCGUGUGACAAUUUUGGAAGAUCAUCGGAAGCCGACUGGAUGGCAAAGCAUCUCAGGGACGUUUCUGUCAGUGAGAGCCGGAUCAGCUGACCCCAGGGGCAGUCCGACCUUGCUCUACACCCUUUUGGGGGUCUGUGGGCUAGCACUAUGUGUCGGACUGGUCUUCGGGAUUUGGAUCAUCAAGAGAAAGAGAAGUGGGAAUAUAAAGAAAGAAAACCACAAUCCUGUGCCAGCUGUAGGUGGAGACAAGAACGUUCGUCAAUGUCAGGAAGAUGCCUCUGGGUCGCCUCAGAAUUAUGACAUGCCUAACAUCGUUGCUGCUGAGGACGAGAGUCCGGAGGGGAUUGUCUACUCAGUCGUACAAGCCAAGGGGAGACCAAAAGCAGUCAGAAACGUCGCCUGUUCAGAAGAGAAAUGUCUCUACGUAGCUGUUAAAUUCAGGGCUGAGACUCAGUAGCCCUUUCAUGUCACCAGGAUAUCUGUCUUCACAAUCCGAAUUAGUCAAUAUAUUAACAAGCACAGUUACUCAAACAUGUUAUACAUAUCACUCACAAGCACUUUACCACAUACCACAUACACUAAGCAUGACAAAACAGAAGAAACGGGACCCAUUGCCCACGAUGUACUGGCUGGGCACAGAGAUGGGCUGCUCUCCAUCCCACUGUGCCCCCUGCCCAACCACUCAAAAACACAAUAGAACAGACUUGGCAUCACUGGCUCACAUCAGCCUGCGCUCUCAGAACUGAACCGGCAGCAAACAGCCGGGGACCAGAGCCUUGGGUAAAACAACAACUUGCAUGGUGCCUCUUGCUCCUUCACUCUGGGACACCAAAACAAGUGGGUAAGAGAUGCAGAUGUACAAUUGGACAAAGGGAGAGCGGGAUUGAGAGACACCAGUCAGUGUACAGAUAUCCCCUGAGAGAGAGGGCCUGAGAGACAUCGGUCAGUGUACAGAUAUCCCCCUGAGAGAGAGGGACUGAGAGACACCGGUCACUGUACAGAUAUCCCCUGAGACAGAGGGACUGAGAGACACGGGUCAGUGUACAGAUAUCCCUGAGAGAGAGGGACUGAGAGACACAGGUCAGUGUACAGAUAUCCCUGAGAAAGAGGGACUGAGAGACACAGGUCAGUGUACAGAUAUCCCCCUGAGAGAGAGGGACUGAGAGACACGGGUCAGUGUACAGAUAUCCCUGAGAAAGAGGGACUGAGAGACACGGGUCAGUGUACAGAUAUCCCUCUGAGAGAGAGGGACUGAGAGACACCGGUAAGUCAUAGUCAUACUUUAUUGAUCCCGGGGGAAAUUGGUUUUCGUUACAGUUGCACCAUAAAUAAUUAAAUUGUAAUAAAACCAUAAAUAAUUGAAUAGUAAUAUGUAAAUUAUGCCAGGAAAUAAGUCCAGGACCAGCCUAUUGUCUCAGGGUGUCUGACCCUCCAAGGGAGGAGUUGUAAAGUUUGAUGGCCACAGGCAGGAAUGACUUCCUAUGACGCUCUGUGCUGCAUCUCGGUGGAAUGAGUCUCUGGCUGAAUGUACUCCUGUGCCCAACCAGUAUAUUAUCUAGUGGAUGGGAGACAUUGUCCAAGGUGGCAUGCAACUUAGACAGCAUCCUCUUUUCAGACACCACUGUCAGAGAGUCCAGUUCCAUCCCCACAACAUCACUGGCCUUAUGAAUGAGUUUGUUGAUUCUGUUGGUGGCUGCUACCCUCAGCCUGCUGCCCCAGCACACAACAGCAAACAUGAUAGCACUGGCCACCACAGACUCGUAGAACAUCCUCAGCAUCGUCCGACAGAUGAUAAAGGACCUCAGUCUCCUCAGGAAAUAGAGACAGCUCUGACCCUUCUUGUAGACGGCCUCAGUGUUCUUUGACCAGUCCAGUUUAUUGUCAAUUCGUAUCCCCAAGUAUUUGUAAUCUUCCACCAUGUCCACAC